Penicillium coprophilum is the source of this 357-nucleotide messenger RNA. RefSeq lists its product as uncharacterized. The transcript has 2 exons. The coding region runs from base 1 to 357 and encodes 118 amino acids. Lineage: Eukaryota; Fungi; Ascomycota; Eurotiomycetes; Eurotiales; Aspergillaceae. The record is from RefSeq and is a predicted model, not a curated record.
AUGUAUGUCUGUGACCUGCUGGCUGCAAUGAGUUUGAUUAAGUCUCCACAGGUCUCAAGUCAAUAUCGCGUGGGCACUCUUCUAUUGAUUGACCCUGCUAGCCCGUGCAAUGGGGAGCACAAAACUAAGGACAUCGCACUGAGUUCAGCCUCACGUCCACAGUGGUUGCAGCCCUCCAUCAAGGGAGGGAGAAUUGUCAAGAAGCAUAAGUAUGAAAGUCCAAUUAAGCCUGCUACCUCGAAGCCAAGUGCAGAGAAGCUUGAGCAUGUCAGCCCUAGGAACCUUGCAGCCGGGAAUCUCAUUUCGGUCUACGAUGUCUUAGCAGUCCCACCCGAGAAAAGCUCAAUCAUGCAUUGA